AUGGAACCACGAACCGCAGAGAAUUGCAGGCACAGCUGCACAGUGAAGCCUAAGGCGACGACGGUUUCAUCAGCAUCAGCAGAAAUCAACGACGAAACGGACAGUGCUUUCCCGCUCCUCGAUGCAGCGGACGAAGAGGAGCGAAAUUUCGGCAGAGACCUCGCGGACGCCCACUGCGUUACGACCCCUGCUACCACAUGUGGAACACCACCCGUAGCGGAAGCUGCAGGUACGGCAAGUGUCUAUUCCGCGUCGACACCAGAGGCCGACGACUUCUUUGAAGGAGGCUUGGAUAUUCCCGACGAGAUGUCGCCAGGAGAGCGGGUGUCGGCGAGGGCAACCCCUCCCGGUGGUUCCCCCACAGAUUGCUGUGGAGCGAGAACGGAAGAGAUGAUCUUCGGUCGACUUGCAGCACUCCACGCGAAGGAGCGGGAACUUAGCCUAAAUCUGAGUCCGCUACAGGGGGGCACCACGGAGCCUGAUCCGCAGCCUCUGGUGAAAGAGGUGAAGUUUGCACACGAUGUCCUGAAGCCACCUAAAGUCAUACUACCUCCUGAUUGGUUGCCAUUUGUCGCCCCAGAUUUGUGUUGUCGUCGUCGACUUGCCGAAACCCUCAAUAUGCCAGCCAAAAAUUUAACCAUGGUCCCGCAGCCGCAGCUGUCAUUCUACGACGCGGAGGUUGUGCAGAAGCGCUGCGUUGCCCCUGAUGGAAAUUGUCAAUUCCGUUCGGUCAGCUACGCCCUGCUUGGCACCGAGGAAGCGCACAUUGAACUCCGUCGACAAGUGGCACAAUAUCUGAAGGACAACUUCAGCCGACUUUCCUGGCUGAUAAACCCGGACAGGUUGCAGGAAGAGGACUGGAGAAUGGCUAAACUCGACAAGAAAUAUAAAGUUAGAGUUCCGUAUAAGGGCUCCAGAAAAUAUCCCGUAGUGGACGCAGAUGAACUCAAAAGGAACUGGGUUAUCAGACUUGGAGACGUGAGAUACCGGAUUUGGGGAGACGAGUGCACUCUCGCAGUCAUUGCUGAGAUGUACAAUAUCUGUAUCGUUGUUGAGCAACAGGAGCAGGACGGACGUCGUGCCACGCAGAUGGGAUCACAUGCAAUAGAGGUGAUCAGACCUUACGAUGUCUCGAGUGAUUAUCGCCUUCCAACAAUAUUCCUGAUCUUCGAGAUUCGGCAACAGCAUUACAACGUUGUGGAGAGGGUGAAACGAAGGUGA
Neospora caninum is the source of this 1221-nucleotide messenger RNA. RefSeq lists its product as hypothetical. Gene Ontology annotation, biological process: protein deubiquitination. Gene Ontology annotation, molecular function: cysteine-type deubiquitinase activity. Lineage: Eukaryota; Apicomplexa; Conoidasida; Eucoccidiorida; Sarcocystidae. Bases 1 to 1221 code for a protein of 406 amino acids. The transcript has a single exon. The record is from RefSeq and is a predicted model, not a curated record.